Messenger RNA from Pogona vitticeps (central bearded dragon), 4939 nucleotides. The record is from RefSeq and is a predicted model, not a curated record. Lineage: Eukaryota; Metazoa; Chordata; Lepidosauria; Squamata; Agamidae.
UCUUGAUUCACUCCCCGUCCUCCUCCUGCCUGGGCGGCUCACGGGAGGGAGGAAGGAAGGAGAAAAAAACCCCGGCCGUGGUUGGAGAAGUCUCGGGUGGGAAUCCAGGAAGGUGGUCCAGAGUCAAGCAAACUCUCCGGAGUCGGUGGAAGCCCAAGAGGAGAGACAGGGAGGGUUAGAUCUUGGGGGGACGUGGGGCGAGCAUUACGGGCAACGGGGUGGGAGAGGCUUUGGAGAGGCGGCAAAGCAGAAUCGGGUGGGCUGUCAGGGAGAAGUGCCAGGGGAUCAGCUGGGCUUUCUUAAGAGGAGAGGGACAGAAGGGUGGUGGUGGUCCAGGUUGCCCCCUCCUUGGGAGGGGUGUCUGAUUUUAGGGGCCAAAGGUGUAUCCGAACACCUUGAUCCCUCUGGUUUCUGGGGAUGCUUCACAGCCUCAGGGGUGGCUCAGGGCUGGGGUGGUUUUUGGGGGGCCUCAGCAUCCCAGCCCGGUGGUGACCCCCCUCUCUAAGAAGAUCUGAGGUCCGGAGAAGUCAGAGGUGUCGGCUGGAGCGUCUCUAAGGGGGGAUGAGGGCUAGGGGCUGUCAAGGACCGAGGGAGGUCGUGGCUCCCGGAGGGCCACGGCUCGGCCACGUCCGUGGCCCCGUCGCCUGGUGGUUCCUGGUGGCCCUCUUGCCGCUGGGCAGGGCGGCCGGGGCCAACUUAACCAUCGCGGUGGUGCUGCCGGAGCGCAACACUACGUAUCCGUGGGCUUGGCCCCGGGUGGGCCCCGCCGUGGCCCUGGCCAUCCGGAAGAUCAACGCCCAGCCGGACCUGCUGGCCGGCUACACCGUGCGGUGGGUCUUCGGCAGCAGCGAGGACGACCACGGGAUCUGCUCCGACGCCCGGGCCCCGCUGUCGGCUGUGGACUUGAAGAUGGCUUACGAGCCGGACGCCUUCCUGGGGCCCGGGUGCGUCUACACCUCGGCCCCCGUGGCCCGCUUCACCCGCCACUGGGAGAUCCCGCUGGUGACCGCCGCGGCCGAGGCCAGCGGCUUCGGCAACAAGGGGGACGAAUAUUCGCUGACCACCCGAACUGGGCCCAGCCACGGGAAACUGGGCGAAUUCGGGAUCUCCCUCAGCCGACACUUCAACUGGAUGCAUCGCGCCAUGUUGCUCUUUUGGGACAACAAGAUGGAUGAACGUCCGUGUUACUUCGCCAUGGAGGGGCUGUACCAGAAACUGCCGUCUCUGAAUGUCACUGUGGAGGACAUCCCGUUCUGGGAGACGAAUUACACGGCCCUGAUCCAGGACAUCAAGCGCAAGGCGCGGAUCGUCUACGUCUGUUGCGCCCACGACAUCUUCCACGAACUCCUGCUCCACGCGCACCACGAGGGGCUCACCGCUGGCGAGUACGCCUUCUUCUUCAUCGACCCCUUCGGGGCCAGCCUGCAGAGCUCUCACUUCCCGGACCGACAGCUGCCGUGGCGCCGCGGAGAUGGACACGACGUCAUUGCCCGGGAGGCUUACAAGGCUGUGAUGAUCAUCACGUACGCCGAGCCCUCGAACCCGGAAUACCGUCCGUUCCUGGAGGAGGUCAAGCGGGAAGCCCAGGCAUGGUUCAACUUCACCAUGGAAGAUGGGCUGAAAAACUAUAUUGCUGCGGCUUUCCACGAUGGGGUCCGGCUUUACGCCCAAGCUGUGAACGAGACCUUAGAGCAGGGCGGCUCCGUCUCGAACGCCACGGCCAUCACCCGCCAGAUGCGCAACCGCACUUUCUACGGGGUUACGGGCGUCUUGAAGAUCGACCAGAACGGUGACCGAGAAACAGAUUAUUCCCUCUGGGACAUGGACCCCGUUAAGGGGGAGUUUGAGAUCGUGGCCAACUACAAUGGAACCACCAGGAAAAUUGAGAUGGUCCCCGGGAAGGAGAUCCAAUGGCCGGGAAAUGCCAUUCCCCGAGACGUGCCCAUCUGCGGCUUUGAGAACAGCAACCCGAUUUGCCAGAAAGCGUCUUUCUCCUUGCUGGAGAUCCUUUCUCUUGUGAUGACCCUGAUCCUUUCCAUUGUUAUCAUUGCCGCUUUCUUUGUCUACCGGAAAAUGAAACUGGAGAAGGAGCUGGCGGCGGAGUUGUGGCGCGUCCACUGGGAGGAUGUCCAGUCGAGCAAUUUGGAGAAAAAUCUACGCAGCAUGGGGAGCAAGAUCACUCUCUCGCUGAGAGGUUCAAACUACGGCUCCCUACUCACCACAGAAGGACAGUUCCAGGUUUAUGCUAAGACAGCCUAUUACAAAGGCAACCUGGUGGCUAUCAAACACGUGACCCGGAAGCGUGUCGACUUGACCCGGAAGGUGCUCUUCGAGCUGAAACACAUGCGGGACGUUCAGAGCAAGCACCUGACCCGUUUCAUUGGGGCCUGCAUCGAUCCCCCCAAUAUCUGCAUCCUGACCGAAUACUGCAUCCGGGGGAGUCUCCAGGACAUCUUAGAAAAUGACAGCAUUACGCUGGACUGGAUGUUCCGCUAUUCCCUCACCAACGACAUUGUCAAGGGGAUGGCCUUCCUCCACAACAGCGCCAUCAUCUCCCACGGGAACCUCAAGUCCUCCAACUGUGUAGUGGACAGCCGCUUCGUCCUGAAGAUCACGGACUACGGGCUGGAGAGCUUCCGCCAGGCACCCGAGUCGGAUGAUGCAUACGCCUUAUUCGCCAAGAAACUGUGGACGGCUCCCGAGCUCCUGCGUAUGGAGAUGGCGCCCUGCUCCGGCACCCAGAAAGGAGAUGUCUACAGCUUCGGCAUCAUCCUCCAGGAGAUCGCCCUGCGUAACAGCGUCUUUUACGUGGAAGGCAUGGAUCUGAGCCCCAAGGAAAUUAUCGACCGAGUCAAACGGAGCGAGCGGCCUCCUUUCCGCCCCUCGGCGAACCUGCCCCCCAGCCUGGAAGACGUGGUGCUCCUCAUGCAGCGUUGCUGGGCCGAGGACCCCCAGGAGCGCCCCGACUUCCACCACAUCAAAGGCAUGCUGCAGAAGUUCAACAGGGAGAACAGCAGCAACCUCUUGGAUACGUUGUUGUCCCGUAUGGAGCAGUACGCCAACAACCUGGAGGAGUUAGUGGAGGAGCGCACGCAGGCCUACCUGGAGGAGAAGCACAAGGCGGAGGCUCUGCUCUACCAGAUUCUGCCCCACUCCGUGGCCGAGCAGCUGAAGCGCGGCGAGACGGUGCAGGCAGAAGCCUUUGACAGCGUCACCAUCUACUUCAGCGACAUUGUGGGUUUCACGGCCCUGUCGGCAGAGAGCACCCCCAUGCAGGUGGUGGCUCUCUUGAAUGACCUGUACACUUGUUUUGACGCCAUCAUUGACAACUUUGAUGUCUACAAGGUGGAGACCAUUGGUGAUGCGUACAUGGUUGUAUCUGGCUUGCCUGUGCGCAACGGGCGGCUGCAUGCCCGCGAGGUGUCCCGCAUGUCGCUGGCACUUCUCGAAGCCGUCCGCAACUUCAAGAUCCGUCACCGGCCGGACCAGCAGCUCAAACUGCGGAUUGGGAUCCACAGUGGUCCUGUCUGCGCAGGCGUCGUGGGCCUAAAGAUGCCCCGUUACUGCCUUUUUGGGGACACGGUCAACACAGCUUCACGCAUGGAGUCCAACGGUGAAGCUCUGAAGAUCCACCUCUCGGCAGCCACCAAAUCUAUCCUGGAAGAGUUUGGGUGCUUUGAGUUGGAACUCCGAGGGGAUGUGGAGAUGAAGGGCAAGGGGAAACUCCGGACCUACUGGUUAUUAGGCGAACGCGUGAGCAGCACCCGAGGUUGAGGAACUGAUGGUUCUCCUUCUGGAUACUGGUGGGAGAGUCUGUGUCUUCUUGCUCCCCAGGAAGCUGAGGGGUAUCUUCUCAACCACAUCGCCAAAGACUCUUCCACCCGGGAACUGUUGGCUGGGGGCGGGAGUCAGGGAGAAUCUGGACCGAAUUUGCAGGAUCCUCUCUCCUCAGCCAAAACCCAUCAUGGUCCUUAUGCCCCACAGCUUGGCCUCCAUCGUAUACGGACCCUCAAAGACUGGACAGGGCAUCAGUGACCUGGGCGGUCAAACAGAACUCUGACUGAUUUCUUCCCCUUUGGCAUUUUUCUCUGGCUCUCCAGGAACCGAGAGGUUCACCACGAGAGGUCCGCCAGAGCUUCAUCCUGGGUUGAGGCGUGGAGCAUUUUUUUGUGGCCUCUCUUGACCCACAGAGGCUGGGGGUGGGUCCACAAAAUGGCGCUCAGGAUCCCACCCAGCUCUGGAGGGAAGAAAUACAGAAGUGGGUCUCUUAAGAUCACCCUCCUGCGCCCGCCGUUUUUUGACAGCUCUUGGUUUUGUAAUAAAACGAACGAAUGGACGCGGCUUUGGAAGCGCUUGCUCGCCAUCGUCUUCAUUUCUGUAUAGACUGGUUGUGAUGACCGUCGCCCUUGAGGAAGUGACACUCUGUACAUGCUCUAAGUCGCUUGCCGCUGCUACCUCACUCCCUACGCAGUUGGAAAAAAAAUACAAUUCCACGUUGACCUGUGGCUGAAAGGAUGUGUGAAUAUGUGUGUAUGCACCCAUGUUGGGUAGGAGUUUAAACCCUCGUUCCGCAAUCCGGCAUCCUUUGGGAGGGUUUGGACUACAAUGACCCUCCUCCCCCAGAUGCCAUGCUCUUUGGGCCGGCCGGGCAGGGAAAAUGGGUGUUGUUCUCCCAAACAGAUCAAGAGAGGGAAUGACUGUGUUCUGUUUUCCUCCGACCUUGCUUGGAGAGCGGUGUUUGGUUCUGGAUUCCCACAGUUUAAGAAUCGAGAAGCUGGGAUUUGUGCCAAUGAGAAGGUACCGUUGAGCUGUGUGUCAUCCCGGAUAAAAAUAAAUAAAUUGUUCUCCUGUUUUAAAAUCACAAUUAAAUGAGUUGUCCUCCCGUACCACCGUGAUGGGCAAAGAUGGUAUUAGGGUUUCUCGUUAAAAUAAAAAAUUC